AUGCCCACCGUCUACACCCUGGGGCUAACCGUUGUGGCCACCCUUGCACAUCUCCGCGGCGCCGCUGCCCUCGUGGCCUCCCUCGGGGGCGCUCAGCCCUUCGGCCCGCAGGGCGCAGGGGAGGCGCCGGAGUGGCUCCUGGAGCCGUGGGAGCUGGCCGCGAGGGACAGGCGACGGGCCCAGGGGCUCGCCGACGGGAGCCCCGAGGGGUCGCCGCUGGAGCCGAAGGAGGUGCUCGCCCUGGGAGCCCGGGGGGAGCACGUGGCCGAGGGCGCGGGCCUCGCUCCGCGCGGGCACGCCGGGCCCCGGGGCGAGGGCGGGCUCUUCGCACCGAACGAGAGCAUCCUGAGCUUCGAGCAGCCGGGCCAGUGCUUCGCCUUUCCGAUCGCGGACACGUAUCUGCGGAACUGGGAGCGGAUCGACGCGGAUGUGGGGAGGGGCAGGCAGCAGGCGCGGUCGAUGAGCGUUAUUUUCGCGGGCCUCGUCCGCAACGCAGAGAGCUCCGUGCGGGAGAGCUACAAGAUGUUGAAGCGUAUCGCCGAACAGUUCCAAGAUUACAGGUUUCUCUUGUUCGAGAACGACUCCUCGGACAAGACCGUCCAGGCCAUGGCACUCAUAGCAGCCAUGGAUCCACGGUACCAGUUUCGAACCAAGCGGUUGUUGAUGGGCGACGAGAGAGGGCUGGAGCGGUCUCGAAUGGAGCGGAUGGCCACUCUGCGGAACGCCGUGCACGAUUGGGUGCGAGAGGUCGUCCUCCAGACCCAUCCUGCCUCGUCCAUCGGUGGGAUCUAA
Molecule: messenger RNA, 792 nt
Organism: Prorocentrum cordatum
Lineage: Eukaryota; Dinophyceae; Prorocentrales; Prorocentraceae
Source: the annotation of a GenBank genome assembly